This is a messenger RNA of Jaminaea rosea, 1194 nucleotides long. RefSeq names its product cation efflux protein. Gene Ontology annotation, molecular function: monoatomic cation transmembrane transporter activity. Gene Ontology annotation, cellular component: membrane. The transcript has a single exon. Gene Ontology annotation, biological process: transmembrane transport; monoatomic cation transport. The coding region runs from base 1 to 1194 and encodes 397 amino acids. The record is from RefSeq and is a predicted model, not a curated record. Lineage: Eukaryota; Fungi; Basidiomycota; Exobasidiomycetes; Microstromatales.
AUGUCUGCAGCCACUGUUGAGGCUCCGGGCUCUGGGUUGAGGCAGAGGACAAAGAGAGAGGAACAUGAGCAUGACCACGACCACAGCUCUCAUUCGCAUUCCCACUCCCUCCUCGGGGGACACGAUCACUCCCACGCUCACGGUAGUCCAGAAGAGGCCGAUCGCCUGAUCGCCGCCCUCAAGGGGAAGGGCGACCGCGGCAGCAACAUCACUCUUCUGGGCCUCUUCUCGAACAUCGUCCUCUGCAUCUCCAAAGGCAUCGCUGGCGUAUUCCUCAACUCCGCCUCUCUGGUAGCGGACGCUGCCCAUUCUCUAAGUGACAUGUUCUCAGACUUGGUCACCCUCUUUUGCUGGAAGAUGAGCCAGAAGCCUCCGAGUCAGACCCACCCGCUGGGCUACGGCAAGUACGAGACCAUGGGCGGGUUGGGAGUCAGUGUCGUCCUCGUGGGUGGAGCGGUGGGAAUUGGGAUGCAUAGCUGGGGCCUCCUGCUCGAGGCCAUGGGGCCGAUGCUAGAGACGGCGCCUGCUUUCAUUCAGACCAUUGGGCACUGGAGUGGCUCCAUGGCUCACACAUUGGGCCAUUCGCACGGCGCUGGAGCUCACGACCACGCCCACGACGCCGUCUCGGCUGCGAUGGGCGCCCUCGACCCAAAUGCGAUGUGGUUCGCCCUCCUCUCCGUCGCCGUAAAGGAGUGGCUCUACCGUGCUACGCUCAAGGUCGCAAAGGACGAGAAUAGUAGUGUGCUCGAGGCAAACGCGCUGCAUCAUCGCUCCGACUCCCUCUCAUCAGGCGUGACCUUCUUAGCCAUAGGGGGAAGCUGGAUGGGCUUGCCCAUACUCGACCCGCUCGGUGGGCUGCUCGUCGCAGGCUUAAUCGGCAAGCAAGGAUUCGACUUGCUCGUCUCCGCACUCGCUGAGCUGUCAGACCGUGGCGUGGACGUGGACGUUCUGCAAGGCUUCGAGGAGGCGGUACGUGGUGUUCAGAGCGAGGAUGGGAGACUCAAGAGGUGGACGGAUCUCCGCGCUAUCAAGAGUGGCGUGAGCACUUUUAUCGAUAUUACGCUCGUCAUGGAGGGAAGGGUCACGCUGAUUGAGGCGAGAGAGGUAGAAGACAAGAUCAGGGAGGCGCUGGUUGAUGCGCACAAGGGGGUCAAGGAGGUGAGGGUGCAUUUUGCGCCUAGUGAAGGCAAGUGA